Paramecium octaurelia is the source of this 1176-nucleotide messenger RNA. The record is from the annotation of a GenBank genome assembly. Lineage: Eukaryota; Ciliophora; Oligohymenophorea; Peniculida; Parameciidae.
AAUAAUAUGAUCAUUAAGUAUUUUUCUAGGUCCUUUUUUCAAACUUCAAAAGCUGUUCGCUUUACUUUCGACGAGAUCCAAGACUGUAAUAGCAAUUUAAACGAAAAAAUUGAGGUAGCUUAUGGUUCUCAAGGCUUGGGUCUUGCAAUUGUUAGUGGAAUUCCUAACUAUUCAAGGAUGCGUCAUUAGCUCUUGCCUCUUGCUCAAAAACUGGCAAGUUAGCCUUAAGAAUACCUAAAAACACUUGAAUAACCAUCGAGCUUUUAUUCUAAAGGAUGGAGCUGUGGUGUAGAAUAGGUAUUUACAAUUUAUUAUAUAAGUUCAAAGGGAAAUUUGAUAAAUCCAAAGGAUCCUUCUAUAAUAAUCCUAUUUAUGAUGAAUUUCAACCUUUAAAUGUGGAAUUUUAGGAUUAAAUAAAAAAAGGAAAUCUUAUUAGAAUACCAAAUGUCUGGCCUAGAAAACACAUCCCAGAAUUAGAAGGAGCAUUUAAAAAUUUAGGUCGAUUGAUGGUUGAUGUAGGGGCUUUGCUAGCUUAUCAUAUAGAUAAAUAUAUUCAUUCAAAAUGUAAUACUUAUGAAAUGGGAAAAUUGUAUCGAUUUAUUAGAACAGGUGACUCUCAUGUUGGAAGGUUAUUACAUUAUUUUGAUGGACCAAAUACUGAAGAAUGGUGUGGAUGGCAUAAUGAUCAUAGCGCAUUAACAGCUUUAACUUGCCCAAUAUAUAUGAAUUAAGAUAAAAUUAUGGAUUAUUAAGAUAAAGAAGGUGGUUUAUUUGCAAAAAAUAGGUUUGCCGAAAUUGUCAAAAUUGGAAUGGAUCCAGAAUGUUUGGCAUUCUAAAUAGGAGAGACUGCUUAGAUUGUCUCUGGGGGAAUUGUAGAAGCAACUCCUCAUUGUGUAAUAUUACUAACUAUCAUAGGUUGUGAAAAGUGAUGAAACUGUAAGACUAGGAUUGAACAGGAAUACUUUUGCUGUGUUUAUGGGACCAGUAUUUCAUGAAAUUUUAAAUGUUCCAUAAGGCAUUGAUAAAUCUAGCGCCCUUAAUAAAAUCGCCUACAACAUCCCUCCUCUUUUGGGAAGAUGGGAUUAGGAUAUGACUUAUUUAGAGUAUAGCUCAAACUGCUUAAAGGCAUAUUCAUGAUUAUUAUGUGAGAAAUUGACUAAUUAUGAUCAAUAUUAU